Molecule: messenger RNA, 906 nt
Organism: Cherax quadricarinatus
Lineage: Eukaryota; Metazoa; Arthropoda; Malacostraca; Decapoda; Parastacidae
Source: RefSeq, a predicted model, not a curated record
AUGUCGUUCAGGACAUUUAAUGCCUUGUGGGGCGAAGCUCAGGAUGAACUGACUGUUAUAUUGGAGAAAGAUCAAGAACUUCAAGGAACAUUUCAUCACGAUCAACGCGGGGAGGUGACGACGCGAGUGCGGCGGGUGUAUGUACAGUACCUAGGAGCUGCUAGGAAGCUUAGCACCUGCUAUGACCUCCUCCUGCACCCUCAGAAGCGCUUCCUGCUGCGUCGACUCCUCGACGCAACCAUCGGGAGGGUCGUCGAGCUGAAGCACGAACUGGUGUCGCUGGAGCUGAGUGAUGUACACCACUGUGAUGACAUUAUGAUGGAGCUCAGUUUGACACCACAAGACCUGGUCGUCCCCAUCCCCGCCUACGUCAGGAGAGAGAGGCUGCCCAUCAUCACAGAGAGAAACGUGUUAAUAGACGAGUGUCUACGACGUGCGGGACUGGAGGCAGUGUCUGAGGACGAGGUGUCGCCCCUCACCGUGUCAGAGGCCAUCCUGCUGCUGCAGAAGCAUGAGAGAGCUAAGCAAGGCAGGGCCAAGUCUGACCACCGUCGUGACCUCAUAGCUAAACAGGAACGUGAGCGAGGUAGAGGACGUCAGCAAGUGUCACUGGAGGUAGCAGUGGUGAGGCUGCAGGCGUGCACACGAGGCAUGCUAGCCAGGCGCAGAGUGCGUCAAAUGCGCUUCCAGGAGGAACUCUUCUUAGGUCUGCGUCCAGACCCAACACUGGAUCGAAGCUACAAGAAGUUACUGAACGUCUACGAAGGCCGGUACCUCGCCCAGGAGGAGAGGACCACUGAGCUGGACAACCUUCAGAAACAUAUACAGACCAAGAUUGUCUAUGAAGAGGGAACCCACCUUUUCCCGGGGGAAAACCCAGAAAUGCGUACCCCGGGUUGGAAAUAA